UCUCUUAGCUCUCGCGAGGUUUCGUCCUCCCGGAAGCACUGGAGGACCUUCCAGUUAACGGCGUUGCGAUGUGUGGGGACUGUGUGGAGAAGGAGUAUCCCAACCGGGGUACCAUCUGUCUGGAGAAUGGAUCUUUUUUGCUGAACUUUACAGGCUGUGCAGUAUGCAAUAAGCGGGAUUUUAUGCUGAUCACAAACAAAUCUUUGAAAGAGGAAGAUGGAGAAGAAAUAGUUACCUAUGAUCAUCUGUGUAAGAAUUGUCAUCACGUAGUAGCCAGGCAUGAGUAUACAUUCAGUAUCAUGGAUGAAUUUCAGGAGUAUACCAUGCUGUGUCUGUUAUGUGGCAAAGCCGAAGAUACUAUCAGUAUUCUCCCUGAUGACCCCCGACAAAUGACUCUGUUAUUCUAAGGAUCUUUCUGCAGUUCUGUUGUAACUAUGUUGUGUUGGCUUACAUUACAGCAAGCCUGAUGAUUUGUCUUACUUAGUUUAUAGUGGAAAUUAUUUGCAUUUUUUUUUUUCCUGCUUAGACUUACUUAUUCUUUGAAAGAAAAAGUAAUUUAGGGGAUUGCUGUUCUCUAGAGCUGAGCUCUUCUGCUCAAGUUCCCAGUUCACAUCAGUGCAGCCAGAAUGAAGUGUCUUUGUUAGCAGUUAUGUGGCUAAAAAAUAACUAAAAUGGGAGCACACCUAGUGGCUAGAUCUCACUUCCAAUAAAAGGAACCAGGGCUUGCUGGAGAGUCAACUGAUUCUAGGACUAGGGCAGUAAAUAAACAAGAUAAGCUUGGAGCAUAUUGCACCACAAAAAAAGGAGGUGCUCAAAAGGAAAAUCACAAUGAUUGGGAGUACAUCAAAGGGACAGAAGAGCCAAGUAAAGGAGCUCCCAGUGACCAAAGCUGGAACAAUUUGAACAACCAAAUAAAGUAGCAUUGGAUUAUAACCCAAACUAUAAAAUGUAUAUCCAUGAGUCCAUACUGAUAUAAAUAAAUGAUUGAAUAAGUAAAUAUAUAAAUUGGAGAGAAUAGACAAAUCUCCCAUGCAAAAGAAUUUCAAAUAAUGUACAUAGAUACUCUGCACUCCUUAAGUGUGAGUUAUGCACAGUGAUUUCCUUCCAAAGAGUAUAGCAUGGAAAGGGGAGAAAGUAACUUGACAGUGGAGAAACGUGGCAAAACCUCUCCAGGUGAUCAAGAUUAAUGUCAUCAAUGAUAAGCCAUGUUGAUAGCAUGUACCCUUGAUAGGAUGUGAUGAGAGGGCACUUUACCUCUGUAGUCCUCCUCCCAAAAGCCCAUACCCCAGUCUAAUCAUGAGAAAAACAUCAGACAAAUCCCAGUUGAGGGACAAAUCCCAACUGAAGAAAAUAUCUGACCAGUUCUCCUCAACACUGUCAAGGUCAUCCAAGACAAGUCUGAGAAACUCUCACAGCCAAAAAGAGCCUAAGGAGAUGUGACCACUAAAUGUCAUGUGGUAUCCCGAAUGGGAUCUUGUACCAGGAAAAGGAUAUUUGGUAUAAACUAGGGAAAUAAAGUGUGGACUUCAGUUAAUAUAAAUAGAAUGGUUUCAGCUGCUCCAAAGAGAUCUGGAACCUUGCAUAGGUGAAAGAACACUGGCUUGGGUGUCAUAAACCCUGGCAUUUAGGCCUCUCUGCCAUUUGGUAGCAGUAUAACCAUUAAGCAAAGCAUUACUCUGGACUUGAUUGUCCCCUUUCUAUAAAACUGGGCUAGUAAAAAUUGAUAUUAUACUUCCUUCACAGUAUUGUUAGAAGAUCCAAAUGAAUAAUGAACGUAAAUGCUUUGGAAGGCAUAUAAAGUACUAGAUACAAUAAGAUGGUUUCAGUUAGUUCUUCUCAUUCUGAGACCAAAACUUAAAGGGUCAGGUGUUAGAAACAAAAUCGUUUCGUAUUCAUAUCUAAGAGACUUGGACAUUUUGAACUAAGGCUUUGCUUAUAAGAAAAAAAACAAGUGAGCAAAGUGUUGUUGAUAUCAAGGAAAAGCUGUAUUGUAUAACAGGGAUAAUAAUAGCUGAGGUUUAUUGAGUACUUACUGUGUGCCAAGGCCUUUUUAAACCCUUAUUUAAUCCUCAUUAAUGACUCCAUGAGGUAGGUACUAUUGUUAUCCCAAUUUUGGAGCCAAAGAAACUAAGGCACAGAGAAGUUAAGUAACUUACUCAAGGUCCCACAGCUAGUACAGCGACUCACUCUCAACAGUAGUGUUCAGUACGCAUGACGUGUAAGGGUCUGGCAGGGUUAGGAAGUGGUUGAGAAUAGCAGUGACAGCACUCUGAGGAAUCGAGGCUUGUCAGGCCAAGAUUUAUUAUUCAGAAAAGUUAAGUCAGCUGCUCCUCAGAGAUCAGUUGUUUUAUUCCUGGAAAAUGUUUUCCACUUUCUGCAAAUCUAUAUCUGACCUGCUGAGGAAAUCGUUUGGUGAAAUGAAUCCAGAAAGCAGAGAAAAUGCUUCAUUACUUUAAAUAGCAGCACUAAGCCCAUUAUAGCCUCCGAAUUGUCCCUUCUUGGAGUUUGCUGAUGUUUCCAAGUUAGUCAUUUGGAGCUCAAGAGUACAAUUUUAUAUGCCCCUACUGAUAUCCUCAUCUACUGCAGAAUGUAUAAUUUUCUAUGUGUUCUGGACUAUAUACUACAAAAAUUCAAAACAUAAGAUCCCAUCCAUAUAUUUCAUUAUUAUUAAACCAACAUUGUGUUGUGUUUUAUGAUACUUUCUUUAUCAUCUUAUGGAAUUCUGUGGAUCUAAUAGAAUAAAGACCUCUUGAACUCA
Diceros bicornis minor is the source of this 2758-nucleotide messenger RNA. RefSeq names its product churchill domain containing 1 (gene CHURC1). Lineage: Eukaryota; Metazoa; Chordata; Mammalia; Perissodactyla; Rhinocerotidae. The transcript is spliced from 4 exons. Gene Ontology annotation, biological process: fibroblast growth factor receptor signaling pathway; positive regulation of DNA-templated transcription; multicellular organism development. The record is from RefSeq and is a predicted model, not a curated record. Bases 69 to 407 code for a protein of 112 amino acids. Gene Ontology annotation, molecular function: zinc ion binding.